UCCCUCUUUUCCAUUUCUGAAUCAAGAAUAGAAGGUGAAUGCUCACAGCUUAUUCCCAGCUGUGCUUUAACCUUUCACUUGUAAUAUUUUCCUUGUGGGAAUGGGGUAGAAACACUUCUCCCUAUCUGGUAUCUGCAUCCAGAUCUUUCUGUUCCAGACUAAGUUUUCAUUCCCAAUGCCCUUUGUUUUGUAGAGACUUCCUAGUUCCUACACGUUUACCUUCAGGUUUUCCCCAGAUGUAAUUAUUGAGGUUAUCACCAAGUAUUUAGAUUUCCAAAGCAUCCUGCAGACGUUAAAAGCCGAGGAGUCAUAAAGAGAGGUGUUAAUUUGCAGUGGGAAGCAUGCAGUGGUAACAUGAUAAGCAUGGCAAGAGAGGAGACGUGUUAAAUCAGAAGGAUUGUACAAACUGGUAUUUUCAUUUCCUGCUUUGGUACAGCGAUCUUACAGCUUAAUGCCAUGUUCCCAUGUGUGCAGCAUUGGUUUCCUUUGUUCUUUCUGCUCGUAGGAUGGCUUGCAUCUCCUGUGGAAAACUGUUUUGUCAAACCUGCCCAUACGUGGCGUGGCUGAACGCAAAAGCUUCACAAGAUGCACAGGCAAUGGCUCUCCUGGUUGUGUUAAAGCGAAUCGUUUGCCACAGACUCCAGCCUUCAUUUCUGUUAAGACCUCUCUGUACAGUCUGUAUGUCCUUGGUUUGUUGUCUUCUCUCUUUUAUUUUAUUUCCUGACGUCUGUAGUUUUGUACAAUACUGGUCAGAUCCUGGCUUGGUGGUAGCAUAUAGCACUGGUUUGGGUUUGUGUCUGUAAAUAAAGAGGUAUGUUUUAUUUCCUAAAGUCAUGGCUAAGUCUUGGCUUUUCCAAACUUGAUGGUGGUUUCUGUUGUGAUGCUGGCAAGGAAUCCUGCCCUACAGCUCUGGUGCAAACAUGUGCCUUCACCACAGCUGGUGUGUUACGUUUGGUUUUAUGAUUAUUAUUGGUUUUUCUGUAGUGUGGCGUUUGGUUGGUGGUGUCUUUACUUAAAUCCCCCAUGGAAGGAAUAUCUGAGUGCAGUGAGGAGCUCUGAGAAGUGCUGAAAGGGAACUGAACACGAAGAAUGCUGGGUGCAGAGAGCAUCUCUGCAGGAGCUGAACUGUGUUUAUGAACAUUCUCUAUCUCAGAAGCCGUUUUGUUUUGUUUUUAAUAAAUUAAGGGCUAUUAGGAAGAGAAACUUGGAUAUUCAUUAGCAAAGCCAGUGAAGAAUGUGGCAUUCUAAAUCCUUUCUGCAAUCCAUCAUUCAGACAAUCUGGUUAUUGACCUGGUUUGACUCUGUUACACCAUCAGAAAGAAACAACUUUAUUAUGGAGAGCUUUUUCUCUUUGCUUUGUUCUUUUGGGAUGCAGUGAGGUUGGUGCAGUUGAAUCCCAUCAGCAUCUGCUUUCCAACCCAUGCAGAACCACUGGGUGCCACCAACUCUUGGAUAGUGAUGGAUGCCAGUGACACAGCCCUGCUCACCACUGAUCUCUGAAUGUCAAAAUCUUGUUCUCAUCAUCUUGGUCCUUUGGGGAGGACUUCAGAUUUUAGGAUAAGUGUCUGUAGAGCAGUGCCAUGCAGGUGCUAUGUGUGUCAUCAUGAUUUCUUUGUGCUAAGCAACGUUGUUCUAGAGGUUCCAGUAAUUAAGAUGUAUUGUUUUAUAGUUUGGUAGGAAGAUUCAACUGGAACAGCAGCGUGGAAAUUCAUCUGAAAUAGCAUGGAAAUGUCAAGGAGUAGAAAGGAGGACUUAAUAAAUAGUCAAGCAGAUCCCAGUUGCUGGGAUACAGUGGGUUUAAACGUUCUGCUGCCUGGGAACUGGAACUCCUCAUCAGUGUUCUGACCCACACAGUGAUGUUCUGCACCUUCCCUGGCAGCGUUAGACUUCAAACCUGCUUCGUUGGGGGAUGCUGGUGAGAUUUCUGUUUGAAGAUUGACCAGAAGUUGUUUCGACUGCUGAAUUUACACCGUGCCACAUCCGAUGGCUGCCACGAAGACCUUCGGGAGCAGCUGCAUCCUUGGCAUGAUGUUGCCUUGGGUUUUCUGCCUCCCGUUGGGGGCAGCUUCCAUUCCAAAAGUGACCAUCCCAGCAGAGCUGCUGACAGCAGAAGCUCACAUUGCAGUGAACGCCACGUCGUGCAGCGUCACCUGCGGCCUGGGCCUCCAAGUGGAGGAAAUAUGUGAGAUCACAGCAGCAGGGGAGAGGAAGAACUGCACCACGCGCCGCUCCCACUGCACCACCACGUGGGGCUGCGGUUUGCUGCACUUCACCAUCCCCGUGGGCAAACCCUCGGUGCUCAGCUGCCUGAGCUCAGACGUCAUCGAUUUGGGUGUCAGAGGGUACAGCUGUACGUGGAAGGUCGCCCCGGGUCUCAUCACCAUGAAUGAUGUUUUGUUUGCACCUUUCAGAAACCCAGGCUUCGCCGUUGCCUUUUCCCCAAUCAAGGAAUCUGAUGCUGGGACGUACCGCUGCGAUGUGCGCGUGUUGAAGACAUUCAGGGUCAUCAAGAGGAUCUACUUUGGGGUCAGGGUGAUCCGAAAUGACUUGGUGGACCUGGACUUUGGCAAAUUCUUGACUCGAGAGCAGAAACUGGCAGUCAGGAAUGAGGAAGGAAUCGAAGCCAACAGCACCCUUGUAGACGUGGAGGAGAAGCUGUACUUCUGGCAAAGAAAAUCCUUUCAGAGAUCUUUGAUAGGGAUUGGAACUGGGCUGGUAGGAGUCAUCGUGGUGAGCAUGGCUCUCCGCUGCCUGCAGGAGAGGUUGAGAAGCAGAGAUGCAGAGAAUCAGACUCAGUUCUAGUGCAAUUUCUUGUCUCUGUCUCAUUGUCACAAGUAGAGCAACAUCAGUAUUGGUGCACUAUUUCACAGUGAGGUUUGUAGUUGUUUUCUGGCUGUUGAGUUGGAGAGUUUGGGGUGUUUUUGUUUUGUUUUGCAGCUCGUGACUUGGGAUCCUAUUUCUCCCUCAUCCUCUUGAAUUUCUUCUCCCUUGCCCAGGUUUGUGACACAGAUCCCUGAGGUUGGUAGCUGGAGCAAAAGAGGUGCAGAGAAGUGAAGAUGCUGCAGCUGGGUCCCUGCUUGGUCUCCAUGGUCCUUCCCAGCAGACCCCAAGGUCUGUUUUGGGGAUCUGGGAGCGCUGGGAGGAGCUGAGCCACCGCUCCCUGCCUGUUCUGUUUGUUUGUCUCCCACUUCAGAAAGCUGAAGCAUCAUCAGCGGUAGUUGGAAGCUUCCACUCUUCCCUUUGUAGUUCAGAACGGCGAGGCAGGGAGCAUUAGGCAGCACAAGCACAUCUUCAAUCUGAGCACUGCAGCUCAAGGAGCGUAACGGGGUGGUUUUAAUCACGACUCAGAGCUGAGCUCACUCCUAAAAUCUUUAAAGGAGGAGGAGAGGGAAGAGUUCAGUGGGCUCGUGGCUCGCUCGCUUUCCUGGUGACUAAUAAGUACAAAGCGUGCAGCAGCACUGUAGGGAGCAUUGUUUCCCCAUUGGUAGCAGAAUCCGCAGAGGGACUUAUUAAGUGCCUUCUCUCUCUGGUUUCUGUCUUUAUUUUACAGUAAACAACUCUAUUUACUCGCUCUGUUUCCUUUUUUUUCCCCGUGAACUGAAGUACAGGAAUGCACCACACAUCCAAUUCCGGGGAAAGUAAUGAUGGAGCUCUACUAUUUAGAUCAAAGCAUACUAUUAUUUUUUUCUUCAGACCAGAAAAAUAAUGCUUUAAUGUAGAAAGAGCUGAAUAUACAAGGAGAUGCUUUAUUUGCAGAACAUCCUAUUGAAAAAAAACAACAUCAGACCAAAACAUAGCGAGCUGAAUCUUCAUGUCCAAUUAAGUGGGUAAUGGGAAUAUCUGGAUAAUGAUCUGCAGGCCGUGGGGUUGUCUGUAUUUGAGUGAGGAAUUGAGCCUGUUACCAGCCUUGGAUUCUCUGUGGGUUGUUUGCUGGGUUCUGAGGGAAGAAUUCAGGGCUCACAGCCAUGGGCAGAGGUUGGUGGAGGUGAUGGGGGCUGUCCUGCAGUGCUGGAAGGUUCCUCUGGGUGUGCAUUUGUUGUCUGGCUCCAUGCUUUGCGCUGAUUUACUGCAGAGCUCCCCUGUUGAGCCCCGCUUUAGGCUAACUGUUCUAACAACAGAUUUCUCAUCGACUGAAAUACACACAGGGAAAUACACACCCCUGGGCAGGGUGAGGGGGCUCAGCUCGGCUUUCUGCCCACACUUUCCCCCACCCCUGAGCAAAAUGCAAGCAGGGGAGACCCAGAUCUUGGUUCCCUCUUGUCACCUCAUCCUCUCAUCCCACAGGGAAUCUCCUCUUUCCAAGCAGCAGCACUGACACACCGCAGUGCACACCCACGUUUAGGACACCUCGAGGAGCUCAAUGCGUGCUGGCUGCAUUCAUCCCACCCCGACCUCUCCUGGCUGUGGCUUUUUUGAUGCAUCCUUGUGGCAUUGGUGGCACUGCUAAGAAGUAAGAAGGACCCUGUGAAAUUGGAUGACUUCCCUCACUGAGCCAUUACAGCACUGGAACAAAACCCAGGCGCUUAACUUGUCCCUGUAAGUCAAUUCCUAAAGUAAAUGCUCACAGCAAUUACACGUGAGGGAUUGUUAAUGAGACAGGAAAUUGAUUUGCAGCUUAAUGCAACAGUGCAAAUCCAGUGACCUCGUGUUAAGAUGCUGAAAUCUUCUGUGUUCUCCCCCAGCUCACAACACCCUUUAGGCCCUGUGCUGCACUUCAGAAGCUCUGAGUGCUCUCACAG
Messenger RNA from Meleagris gallopavo (turkey), 4739 nucleotides. The record is from RefSeq and is a predicted model, not a curated record. NCBI's taxonomy places the organism in Eukaryota, Metazoa, Chordata, Aves, Galliformes, Phasianidae.